Messenger RNA from Neogale vison (American mink), 4892 nucleotides. RefSeq names its product component of oligomeric golgi complex 6 (gene COG6). The transcript is spliced from 19 exons. Gene Ontology annotation, biological process: intra-Golgi vesicle-mediated transport. The record is from RefSeq and is a predicted model, not a curated record. Bases 62 to 2035 code for a protein of 657 amino acids. Lineage: Eukaryota; Metazoa; Chordata; Mammalia; Carnivora; Mustelidae. Gene Ontology annotation, cellular component: COG complex.
GUGGAUCCCAGCCUAAGGCUGAGGUGGCCGCCACGGAGCUGGGGGCGGGGCCUGCGACACUAUGGCCGAGGGCAGCGGGGAAGUAGUGGCGGUACCCACGUCCGGGGCUGCCAACGGCAUCAGCAAUGGAGCAGGCGGGGUCCCGGCGCAGACCAGCAACCCUCUGUCGCGGAAGUUGAAUAAGAUCCUGGAGACGCGGCUGGACAACGACAAGGAGAUGUUGGAAGCUCUCAAGGCACUUUCAACCUUUUUUGUUGAAAACAGUUUGCGGACUCGAAGAAAUUUACGUGGAGAUAUUGAACGCAGAAGUUUAGCCAUCAAUCAAGAAUUUGUCAGCAUUUUCAAGGAGGUGAAGGAAGAACUUGAAAGCAUAAAUGAAGAUGUUCAAGCAAUGAGCAGUUGUUGUCAAGACAUGACAAGUCGCCUACAGGCAGCAAAAGAACAGACGCAAGAUUUAAUAGUAAAAACCACUAAGCUUCAAGCUGAAAGUCAAAGAUUAGAAAUAAGAGCGCAAGUUGCAGAUGCCUUCUUAUCCAAGUUCCAGCUGACUUCUGAUGAAAUGGGUCUCCUCCGGGGUACUCGAGAAGGACCUAUUACUGAGGAUUUUUUCAAGGCAUUGGGAAGAGUAAAACGGAUUCAUAACGAUGUCAAAGUUCUCUUGCGUACAAACCAGCAAACGGCAGGUUUAGAAAUUAUGGAACAGAUGGCCUUGCUUCAAGAAACAGCUUAUGAAAGGCUUUAUCGGUGGGCUCAAAGUGAAUGCAGAACAUUGACCCAAGAAUCAUGUGACAUAUCUCCGGUAUUAACUCAGGCUAUGGAAGCCCUGCAGGAUAGACCUGUCUUAUAUAAGUAUACCUUAGAUGAAUUUGGAACAGCCAGAAGAAGCACUGUUGUUCGUGGAUUUAUUGAUGCUCUUACAAGAGGGGGUCCAGGAGGCACACCAAGACCCAUUGAAAUGCACUCCCAUGACCCUUUGAGAUAUGUAGGAGAUAUGUUGGCUUGGCUCCAUCAAGCUACUGCUUCUGAAAAAGAACACCUUGAAGCUCUCUUAAAGCAUAUAACUAUACAAGGUGUUGAAGAAAAUAUCCAGGAGGUUGUUGGGCACAUUACCGAGGGUGUGUGUAGGCCUCUAAAGGUUCGAAUUGAGCAAGUGAUAGUUGCUGAACCUGGGGCAGUUUUAUUAUAUAAAAUUUCUAACCUCCUCAAAUUUUACCAUCAUACAAUCAGUGGCAUUGUUGGAAAUAGUGCAACUACAUUAUUGACUACCAUUGAAGAAAUGCAUUUGCUAAGCAAAAAAAUAUUCUUCAAUAGCUUGAGUCUUCAUGCAAGUAAAUUAAUGGACAAGGUUGAACUCCCACCACCUGAUCUUGGACCAAGUUUGGCAUUAAAUCAGACACUCACGUUGUUGCGUGAAGUUUUGGCCUCUCACGAUUCUUCAGUUGUACCAUUAGAUGCCCGUCAAGCUGACUUUGUGCAAGUUUUAUCAUGUGUCUUGGAUCCUCUCCUCCAAAUGUGUACUGUAUCUGCCAGCAAUUUAGGCACAGCUGACAUGGCCACUUUCAUGGUCAAUUCACUAUAUAUGAUGAAGACAACACUAGCUCUGUUUGAGUUCACUGACAGACGUCUAGAAAUGCUGCAGUUUCAGAUUGAAGCACAUUUGGACACACUUAUAAAUGAGCAAGCUUCUUAUGUUUUAACUAGAGCAGGCUUGAGUUCUAUCUAUAACACCGUACAGCAACAUAAGCCUGACCAGGGCUCUUUAGCUAAUUUGCCCAACCUAGAUUCUGUGGCACUGAAGGCUGCAAUGGUUCAGUUUGAUCGUUACCUGUCCGCCCCAGACAGCUUGCUGAUGCCACAGCUGAACUUUCUUCUAAGUGCCACAGUGAAAGAGCAGAUCAUAAAACAGUCUACAGAAUUAGUCUGCAGAGCUUACAGUGAGGUGUAUGCCGCCGUCAUGGAUCCAGUCAAUGAAUACAAAGAGCCAGAGAGCAUCCUCCACCGAUCGCCACAGCAAGUGCAGACGCUUCUCUCCUGAUAAUCUUAUUUGAAUGUUAGCAUAAUGGUGCAUCCCUGAAACUUUAAAGGUUUUCUUGUUCUUUAGUCUGUUAAUCUCCUCUUUGAAAUUGGAUGGUUACGAUUUUCUUUGUAUCAUAACAUUGUAGGUCCCAAUAAUUUCUUUUCUUUGAUCUCAGUACCACCAUGGAAGUAAGUAAUACAAUCUUGACCUGAGUCAGGGUUGCUCUGUAUCUGCUCCUUCUGUAGAGAUGGUGUGUUCUCUGUGAGCCACCUCCCCAGCUCUAUAACUUUCUGGAAUAUAAAUGUAUGGGGGGAAAGUCGUAUGAAAGGUGUGAGGGAUUUUUAUUUUACAACAUUAGUUCCAAAUGAAUAAUACAUAAAAAAAAGUUGUCUAAACUUAAGAAUUAAUAUGAAGAUGGGACAGAACAUCUCCUUACCUAAAGAUUAAGUGGCUUUCUUAUUAGUUAUUCAUGUGAGGAGACAUAUUUUAAACCAAGGAGCAGAAAUAUACACUUAGCAAAAAGUGGGAAAAGAGAGAGAGAAGUAAUUUAAACAAGGUGGAUUUCACUCUGUGUUUACCUGGCCUGAAUUCAAGGGAUGUUCAGCACUUCAAAAGGAUUUUAGGUAGGGAGUCACCCUGGGCUGCAUGUAAGUCUAGUGUCUAAUUAUAGGUAUUUGUUGUAUAGUCUGAACUCUAAAUCCAACCACCUAUAGAUUUUAUCUGGUGUUCAAACCAAAGAAUAAGGAUCUACUCUCACACCAGAGGAAAAAUAUGGAGUAGCAGCUGCUCACUGACAGUGUGUCUAUCCUCCUGGUGGCCCCUCACAAGAAUGAUCUGGGCACUGACUUUAGAACUUUACCUAUGAGUAAGAUUCAGAAUCACUGUGUUUUUCAAAAAAAUAGAUCUCAGUGUGUUUGAUGUGACUUUACUCUGUUGGUAAGAUUUCAAGGAUGAUUCUUAUUAGCAAAAUAUCUUAAUUUCUGAUACAACUACAAAAAGAGGUGAGUCCCUAAGUUAUGAGAAAACUGAGGCACAGGGAAAAAUAUUUUGCAAAAAAUAUUUUGCAAAUUAGUAAAACUAAUAUUUAUGUGACAUAUAAUAUUUAACAUAUUAUUUACAGAACAUGGCUUAUUCAUGUACCUGAAAUUUUAAUUGUUUAUAUUAAUAUGAUUCUUUUGGAGUAAGAACAGUUAUUUAUCACUUCUUUUGGUAUAAGUCUGUGCUUUUAGUCUUUUUCCUUCAAUGAGUAUAUGUGGUAUAUAAAAGAUAGAAAAUAAAGUAUGAUAUAAAUCAAGAACUUAAAUUUUAUAUACUUUAUUUCUACCAUGAAAAAAGAUUGCUACCUUAUUGAUGAAUCCCUUUGUUUUCUAGGAAAAAAAUGUAUUGGGCUUUUUACACACAGUUUUCUCAAAAUACUAAAAUUAUUUCUAGAACAGUGAUAAUUGAAGUACAUUUUUAUACAUCUCAUCAGUGUGUUUUUAGAAAAUGUACUGCAGAAAAGGAAGUACAGUGUAGGACCAAAUUGAGAUAACCAGUAUAAGACUGAUGAGCAGAAUGUGUUAUGAAUAUUAUCUUGAGUACUACGUCAAAAUAAAAGGUUUUAAGUGCUAAUUCGUGGACACAACCCUUAUAUUUGGUAGAUACUUCCUGGUUUGUGUUUUGAGCUGUUUUGAUGCGGCAUAAAUAUAACCUUAGCUAGAAAAUACAUGUGAGCCUUUUCUCAAGGAAAGGUAUUUGCCUCGCAAAAACCUCUCAUUAAAUUCCUCUCUUUCUCUCUUUGCACCUGAACUUGAACAGGGGAAUAUUACCUGAGAAAAACCACAUAAGUGGACUGAAUGACUUUUUAAAUUCAUGAUCACAGUCUUCAAAUGGCACUCAGUAUUGCUUUGUAGUUUACUUUGUCUCUUUGCUAAACUUACCUCUCCACUUUUCAAGAAGACUUUUCUGCCCUCACUCUUAGUUAAUGACCCUCAUAAUUUAUAGAGAAAAUAGAAGCUGUUAGAUUAAUCUCCCUUACUUCCCCACCUUCAAAUACUGCACUCAUCUUCUCCAUCUUUCCUGUAGAAAUUGCAAAAAUGAUUUUUUAUGAAGUUACAAACAUAGAAAUUAUCAUUUAAAGUCAUAAUUUUAUAAAAAUUAUAAGUAUCUUUUCUGGAGUUGAAAAUUGUAACUGAAUUUUAAAAAUUCACUGUAGGAAUUGAACAGAUUUGAACAGUUCAUAAAAAGAAUCUGUAAAUUUGAAGUUAGGCCAGUGGAGAUUAUCCAGUCAGAGGAACAGAAAGAAAAAAAGGAUGGAGGAAGAAAAGAAAAAGAAACAAAGGAUGAGGAUGAAUAGGGCCUAAGAGACCUGUGGGAUAUUAUUAGCAAUAUUCACUCAGUGGGUGUUUCAGAAGGGAAAGAGAGGGAAAAGGGGGCCUAAAGAGUGUUUGAAGAACUAUUUGUAGGAAACCUUACAAGUUUGUUAGAAAGUUUAAUAUAUACACAUUUAGGAAAUUAACCAGGCCCAUGCAGAGAUACACACCAAGACACAUCACAAUCAAAUUAUCAAAAGCCAAAGUCUAAGAGGGGAACUUGAAAGUAGCAGGAAAGAUAACUGAUCGUGUACAUGUGAUUUACAAUCAUGAUUCUCAUCAGAAACCAGAGAGGCCAGAAAGCAUUAGAUGAUAUAUUCAAAGUGCUGGAAGAACAAAACCAUUAACUUAGAAUUCUGUAGCCAGCAAAACUGCCUGUGAAAAUAUAGACAAAAUUGAGACAGUUCAGAAUACACGAAAACUAUCACACCUGCCUUAAAGGAAUGUUAAAGGUAGUCCUUGUGGCUGAGGGGCACCUGGGUGGCUCAGUUGGUAAGCAUCUGCCUUCCGGAUCGAGCCCCGCA